Molecule: messenger RNA, 5343 nt
Organism: Anguilla rostrata (American eel)
Lineage: Eukaryota; Metazoa; Chordata; Actinopteri; Anguilliformes; Anguillidae
Product: myosin heavy chain, skeletal muscle-like
Exons: 37
Coding region: 153-5252 (1699 amino acids)
Biological process (GO): cardiac muscle contraction; muscle filament sliding; sarcomere organization
Cellular component (GO): myosin filament; myosin II complex; cytoplasm
Molecular function (GO): ATP binding; actin filament binding; microfilament motor activity
Source: RefSeq, a predicted model, not a curated record
CGGGUUCUCGAGAUGCCACUUCCAAAUUUGGAGAGUGACUUCCUUUAAAAAGAGUGGAGAGAGUUGGACCUGGACAGGCCAAUUGCAUUAUCUGAGGUCACUACAAGCCCAACUCACUGCUGAUCUUCUGCUCAAGGAUUUAUUAAGAGAAAAUGGGGGACCAGUCAGAGUUUGGGGCUGCUGCGCCUUUCCUGCGGAAGUCAGAGAGGGAGCGUCUGGAGGCGCAGACUCGCCCCUUCGACAUGAAGAAGGAGUGCUUUGUGCCCGACCCCGUGGAGGAGUUUGUUAAGGCCUCCAUCGUUAGCCGUGAAGGAGACAAAGUCACUGCUGAAACUGAGAGAGGCAAGACCGUUACUGUAAAGGAGGUGGACGUCCAUCCUCAGAACCCGCCCAAGUUUGAUAAAAUUGAGGACAUGGCCAUGUUCACCUUCCUGCAUGAGCCCGCUGUUCUGUUUAACCUCAAAGAGCGUUAUGCAGCCUGGAUGAUCUAUACCUACUCAGGGCUGUUCUGCGUCACUGUCAACCCCUACAAGUGGCUGCCAGUAUACAAUCAGGAGGUGGUCAUCGCUUACAGAGGAAAGAAGAGGAGUGAAGCUCCUCCUCAUAUCUUUUCAAUUUCUGACAAUGCCUAUCAGUACAUGCUUACAGAUAGAGAAAACCAGUCAAUUCUCAUCACUGGAGAAUCUGGUGCUGGCAAGACCGUGAACACCAAGAGAGUCAUCCAGUACUUUGCCAGCAUUGCUGCUGGAGGAAUAAAGAAAGAUUCUGCUUCUGACAAAAAGGGCACUCUGGAGGAUCAAAUCAUCCAGGCCAACCCAGCUCUGGAAGCCUUUGGUAAUGCCAAGACCAUCAGAAAUGACAACUCUUCAAGAUUUGGCAAGUUCAUUCGAAUCCAUUUUGCAGCCAAUGGUAAACUAGCGUCUGCUGAUAUUGAGACAUACCUUCUGGAGAAGUCUCGUGUGACUUUCCAGCUCAAGGCUGAGAGAGACUAUCACAUCUUCUACCAGAUCUUGUCCCAAAAGAAACCAGAGCUUCUGGAAAUGAUGCUCAUCACCAGCAACCCCUAUGACUACGCCUUCAUCUCCCAAGGAGAGACGACCGUAGCUUCCAUCGAUGAUGCUGAAGAGCUUAUGGCCACAGACGAAGCAUUUGAUGUGCUGGGCUUCACCCAGGAGGAGAAGAAUGGCAUUUACAAGCUGACUGGGGCCAUCAUGCACUACGGCAACAUGAAGUUCAAGCAGAAGCAGCGUGAGGAGCAGGCAGAAGCAGACGGCACUGAGGAUGCUGACAAGGUUGCUUAUCUGAUGGGCCUGAACUCUGCUGAUCUCAUCAAGGGUCUCUGUCAUCCAAGGGUCAAAGUAGGAAACGAGUGGGUCACCAAGGGACAAAAUGUCCAGCAAGUGAACUAUGCUAUUGGAGCACUAUCCAAGUCAGUGUACGAAAAAAUGUUCCUCUGGAUGGUGGUGAGAAUCAACCAAUCACUGGACACCAAGCAGCCUCGCCAGUAUUUCAUAGGUGUCCUGGACAUUGCUGGUUUUGAGAUCUUUGAUUUCAACACCUUUGAGCAGCUGUGCAUCAACUUCACCAAUGAAAAACUACAACAGUUUUUCAACCACCACAUGUUCGUGCUGGAGCAGGAGGAGUACAAGAAGGAGGGAAUUGAGUGGGAGUUUAUUGACUUUGGGAUGGACUUACAGGCUUGCAUUGACCUGAUUGAAAAGCCCAUGGGCAUCAUGUCCAUCCUUGAAGAGGAGUGCAUGUUCCCUAAGGCCAGUGACGCAACCUUCAAAGCCAAGCUCUAUGACAACCAUCUGGGAAAAUCCAACAACUUCCAGAAGCCCAGGAUUGUCAAGGGGAAACCAGAGGCUCACUUUUCCCUGAUUCAUUAUGCUGGUACUGUGGACUACAACAUUGGCAACUGGCUGGUCAAGAACAAAGACCCCCUGAAUGAGACUGUUGUGGCGCUAUUCCAGAAGUCUACUCUCAAGCUACUGGCAAUGUUGUUUGCAAACUAUGCCAGUGCUGAUUCAGCACAAGAAAAGGGUGGAAAAGGUACAAAGAAGAAGGGCUCCUCCUUCCAAACGGUCUCUGCUCUCCACAGGGAGAAUCUGAAUAAGCUGAUGACCAACUUGAGAUGCACUCACCCUCACUUUGUCCGCUGCAUCAUCCCCAAUGAGACCAAGACUCCUGGGGCCAUGGAGAACCCUCUGGUCAUGCACCAGCUGCGCUGUAAUGGUGUGCUGGAAGGCAUCAGGAUCUGCAGAAAGGGUUUUCCCAACAGGAUCCUGUAUGGAGACUUCAAACAGAGAUACCGCAUUUUAAAUCCUGCCGUGGAGAAGGAGAAACAUGCCACUGAGAACAAGGUGAAAAACCUGACUGAGGAAAUGGCGGCUCUGGAUGAAAUAAUUGCCAAGCUGACCAAGGAGAAGAAGGCUCUACAGGAGGCUCACCAGCAAACCCUGGAUGACCUGCAGAGUGAGGAAGACAAAGUCAACACUCUGACAAAGGCCAAAGCCAAGUUGGAGCAACAAGUGGAUGAUCUUGAAGGAUCUCUGGAACAGGAGAAGAAGAUCCGAAUGGAUCUUGAGAGAGCCAAGAGGAAGCUGGAAGGAGACCUGAAGCUGACUCAGGAGAAUGUAAUGGACCUGGAGAAUGACAAACAGCAGAUGGAGGAGAAGCUGAAGAAGAAGGAUUUUGAGAUCAGCCAGCUUAAUAGUAAGGUUGAAGAUGAACAGACAGUGAGCAUACAGCUCCAGAAGAAACUUAAGGAGCUGCAGGCCCGAAUUGAAGAGCUGGAGGAAGAGCUGGAGGCUGAGAGAGCUGCCCGUGCCAAGGUGGAGAAACAGAGGGCAGACUUGUCUAGAGAGCUGGAGGAGAUCAGUGAGAGACUGGAGGAGGCAGGUGGGGCCACCGCUGUCCAGAUUGAGAUGAACAAGAAGAGGGAGGCUGAGUUCCAAAAAUUGCGCAGAGACCUUGAAGAGGCGACACUGCAGCAUGAGGCCACAGCAGCUACACUGAGGAAGAAGCAAGCUGAUAGUGUGGCUGACCUUGGGGAGCAGAUCGACAACCUGCAGAGAGUGAAGCAGAAGCUGGAGAAGGAGAAGAGUGAGCUCAGACUAGAGCUGGACGAUGUGGUCUCCAAUAUGGAGCACGUCAUCAAGACCAAGGGAAACUACGAGAAAAUGUGCAGGACACUUGAAGAUCAGCUGAAUGAAUACAGAACCAAAUAUGAGGAAAGCCAGCGCAGCAUAAAUGAUUUCAACAUGCACAAAGCGAAGCUACAGACUGAGAAUGGGGAAUUUUCCAGACUCCUGGAGGAGAAGGAUUCUCUAGUUUCUCAGCUGACCAGAGGCAAGCAGUCCUACACCCAGCUGAUUGAGGACCUCAAACGACAGCUAGAGGAAGAAGUCAAGGCAAAAAAUGCACUGGCCCAUGCGGUGCAGUCUGCUCGCCAUGACUCUGACCUGCUGAGGGAGCAGUAUGAGGAAGAGCAGGAAGCAAAGGGUGAGCUGCAGCGCAGUCUCUCCAAAGCCAACUCUGAGGUGGCUCAGUGGAGAACUAAAUAUGAGACUGAUGCCAUCCAGAGGACUGAGGAACUGGAGGAGGCAAAGAAGAAACUGGCUCAGAGACUGCAGGAAGCAGAAGAGGCUGUGGAAGCUGUAAAUGCUAAAUGUUCCUCCCUAGAGAAAACCAAACACAGGCUGCAAAAUGAGAUUGAAGAUCUCAUGGUGGAUGUGGAGAGAUCCAAUGCAGCAGCUGUAGCUCUGGAUAAGAAGCAAAGAAACUUUGACAAGGUCCUGGCAGAAUGGAAGCAGAAAUAUGAGGAGUCUCAGUGUGAGCUGGAAGGUUCCCAGAAGGAGGCCAGAUCUCUGAGCACUGAGCUUUUCAAGCUGAAGAACUCCUACGAGGAGUCUUUGGAUCAUCUGGAGACUUUGAAACGAGAAAACAAGAAUCUACAAGAGGAAAUCUCUGAUCUCACGGAGCAACUUGGUGAGGGAGGAAAGUGUGUCCAUGAGUUGGAGAAAAUAAGAAAACAAUUAGAACAAGAGAAAAGUGAGAUCCAAUCUGCUCUUGAAGAGGCAGAGGCAUCUCUUGAACAUGAAGAAGGCAAGAUCCUGAGAGCCCAGCUGGAGUUUAACCAGGUUAAAGCUGAUAUUGAGCGCAAGCUCACUGAAAAGGAUGAAGAGCUGGAGCAGGCUAAGAGGAACCAGCAAAGAGUGGUGGAUACUCUGCAAAGCUCCUUGGAAGCAGAGACCCGCAGUAGAAAUGAGGCCCUCAGGCUGAAGAAGAAGAUGGAGGGAGAUCUCAAUGAGAUGGAGAUCCAACUCAGCCAGGCCAACAGGCAGGCCGCUGAGGCUCAGAAGCAGCUCAAAGCCCUCCAUGCACACAUGAAGGAUGCUCAGCUGCAACUGGAUGACUACCUCCGUGCCAAUGAUGAUCUGAAAGAAAACAUUGCCAUUGUGGAGAGACGCAACAAUCUCCUGCAGGCAGAGCUGGAGGAGCUGAGGGCCAUGGUGGAGCAGACAGAAAGAGGCCGGAAACUGGCUGAACAAGAGCUGCUGGAUGUCAGUGAGAGAGUGCAGCUGCUGCACUCACAGAACACCAGCCUGCUCAACCAGAAGAAGAAGCUGGAAGGUGACACAGCCCAGCUUCAGACAGAGGUGGAGGAGGCUAUACAGGAGUGCAGAAAUGCAGAAGAAAAAGCAAAGAAGGCCAUUACUGAUGCUGCCAUGAUGGCAGAAGAGCUAAAGAAGGAGCAGGACACCAGUGCUCACCUGGAGCGCAUGAAGAAGAACAUGGAGCAGACUAUCAAGGACCUGCAGCACCGUCUGGACGAAGCUGAGCAAAUCGCCAUGAAAGGUGGCAAGAAGCAAGUGCAGAAACUGGAAGCCAGGGUAAAGGAGCUGGAGAAUGAGGUUGAGGCCGAGCAGAAGAAGGGCAGUGAUGCUGUGAAGGGCAUACGGAAGUAUGAGAGACGCAUCAAAGAGCUCACCUACCAGACUGAAGAGGACCGUAAGAAUUUGGCUCGUCUGCAGGAUCUGGUGGAUAAGCUGCAGUUGAAGGUCAAGUCCUACAAGAGAACUUCAGAGGAGGCUGAGGAACAGGCCAACUCUAAUCUGGCCAAGUUCCGCAAGCUGCAACAUGAGCUGGACGAGGCAGAGGAGAGGGCCGACAUUGCAGAGUCCCAGGUCAACAAGCUGCGGGCCAAGACCCGUGAUGUGGGCUCAAAGAAAGGCCAUGAUGAAGAGUGAAGCUUUCAGAUGAACAUGUGUUCUAGUUUCCAUCUGGUUUCUCUUACCUCUUCCCAGAAAUCCUGUACAAUAAAAUGAAAUUGCAAAUAAA